This is a messenger RNA of Notolabrus celidotus (New Zealand spotty), 4357 nucleotides long. RefSeq lists its product as uncharacterized. NCBI's taxonomy places the organism in Eukaryota, Metazoa, Chordata, Actinopteri, Labriformes, Labridae. Gene Ontology annotation, molecular function: RNA polymerase II cis-regulatory region sequence-specific DNA binding; DNA-binding transcription factor activity, RNA polymerase II-specific. The record is from RefSeq and is a predicted model, not a curated record. The transcript is spliced from 2 exons. The coding region runs from base 335 to 1084 and encodes 249 amino acids. Gene Ontology annotation, biological process: regulation of transcription by RNA polymerase II.
UGAACGCAUCGUCAGUCCGGACCAGGGGGCGUAGGUUUGACCGGCUUCUCGGAGCUCAGACACAAUGAACCGUCAGACGGUGAGAGGCACGCAUGUGGGGCCGAGGACAUUGACACACUUUUAGCACAUUAUCAUUCUUAUUUUGCACCUUUUCUUUGAUUUACUUUGUAAUUUACUAACUACUGAUACACUGUAUGGCGGUUACAAGGCUUGGCUGGAAACGGUUGCUUCGUCGAGUUUGAUGAAAACGAGGUCUGGAUCAGACAGCCGUUAGCCCCUCCUGGUGGAUUUGGUCGUUAUUUUUUUCCAAGCAAACAACACAAGGCAGAUAACAAUGUCGUUGACUGCUUCGUCUGAUUAUUUCGCCGCUGAGUGUCUGGUGUCGAUAUCCAGCGGUCCAGUCCUGCACAGACCCACCCCGGUCGCCCCCGCCAGUCAGCCUGCCCCGGUGGGCCUGCUCCCCGGGGAGCCCGACGGGUCGAAUGAGGACAGGGAAGUGCGCGAGACGCUGAGGCUGGAGGGGGCCAACAUGAUGGCGGUGGCCGGUAUCCUCACUGACCUGCACGUCAAGUUCCGCCCCAUGUCGGCCUACUCGGAGAGCAGCAACUCCUCGUGCGGAGGAGAGAGCGGCUACACCACGUUGUCCGACCCCACCACCCCGACCAUGACCCCCUCCGCCACGCCGGUGCCCGGACAGCAGCAGCAGCAGCAGCUGAGGGGGGGAGGAGGUGGAGGCGUGGGGGCCCCGCGCUCCCCAGUGAAGCGACACCAGUGUACUUUUGACGGAUGCGACAGAGUUUACGGGAAAUCGUCCCACCUGAAGGCACACAUCCGGACACACACAGGUGAGAGGCCCUUCCCGUGUACCUGGCCUGAAUGUGAGAAAAAGUUUGCCCGCUCUGACGAGCUCGCCCGCCACACUCGCACCCACACAGGGGAGAAACGCUUCCUGUGCCCACUGUGCGACAAGCGCUUCAUGCGCAGCGACCACCUGAUCAAGCAUGCCCGCCGCCAUCCCGACUUCCAGCCCUCCAUGUUGGGACGCAACAAGGGCUCCUCUUCCAGCCUCAACAUGCACCAUUAGGAUGGCCCCGAGUCGUGGAGCACAGAAGGUCACGGUGGUUUCAAGUCAACCAGCUACAAUCAGAUCCAAUGAUUAGGAUUUGGCAUAUCUGUGCUGAACACAAAAAAAUGUGCACAUAACACACAUACACAAGCCAACACACACAGAGCUGGAUGUGAGGGGAAUGUAGCCUCAUCUCUCCAUCCACAUGAAUGAGUCAUGUGACCACUAUCCACCUGCUCAACAUAACUAGGGUUGGGUAUCAAGACAGUUCUAAAGACCUGGUGAUUUGUAAAAGAAAUGUGCUUUUAGAUUCCUCAAAUCAUUUCCUGAAAGCAAAUUUUGGACCUACUUCUCGGCUUCUAUUUACAAUACUGGUUCCUUGUGUGUAAAAGCAGGUGUGUAAUGUUUACAAAAUGAAGCCAGGGAAAAGAGCCAGUCUAAUAUAGUAACACAUUUAUUCUAAAAUGAUGUCAGAAUGCAGCAUUUGAAGCCCUGUAUGAGACAAGAGACACGAACAGGUGCAACCUUUUUAUAAUUCAAAUGCAUAGAUGGGAAGAUUUUUGGUUGGUCCAUUAAAUGCAGGACAGAUUAAGGUACUACAUCACAUUGAUGCAAAACAAUUCUGUAAAACCAUUUAUGCCACAGAGCAGUCCUGUUGAUUUGUAACAUUACCCUCAGUGGCUCUAACACCAUAGAAAGUAAAAAAACAGUGUUAUCAAUGGGACACAACAGAGAAGCUCCUUUUUCUUUUUUAACUAUAAACAUAUCACAAAAAUAGUUUGUUAUCUAUUACCUGUUUAUGGCAGCCUAAAUCGUAUGAGAAUAAAUGUGUUUUUUGCAUUUCAACAUACUUGUUUUUCGUUUCUCACUCAGGAUUUGAUUGGAUACGGAAUCUUAAAGCAGAUUUGAUCCAGAAGUAGAAGCCCAACCCUAUAAAAACCUCACUAUCUCAACAUGAAACACUUUCACAAAUUGCAGGGAUUUUUUUCACAUUAUCUGUAAUAGUCUGCACAUUCAUCAUCAGCCAAAAUCCCCCUGUUUUCUUGUCCAGUUUGUAGAUUGUUGUUGUGCUCUUAAGUACCAUUUCUUUACCAUGAGUAGCACAAUGUUUGAUGUUUGGUAGCGAGGCAGUGGCUUAGAAGUCUUUUAUCUUUUUUUAAUUAUUAUUCUAAGGCUUUGCUGAUUCCAUAUAGAAGUUUUAGUGGUGAUACAUUCCUUUUAUUUUUUAUUGCAUUAGUAACCAUCAAUGACGCAAUUUGUUAAUAUUUUUCUUGUGUAUUAACUGUAGAUCAAAUAUAAAUUUUGCCAGAAGGUGGCUCAAACUUCACUGUAGAAGAGCUGUUUGCACGGCAAGCCUCAGUCUAGAUCACUCAUUAUCCAUGAAAUGCUGACACAUAAUACACAGUAGUAUUAUGUCUAAUACUGAUGCAAAUGUAUAUAAGCUUUAAGCUUUUAAUGUAGAAAAAUGGCAAUGCUACUAGCAGGAGAAUUAAUACUUGUGAUGAAUUGUAGUCCUUAUAUUAGGGGUAACAGUAUACGCUUGAUAGGAUGGCAUUGCCUGUGAGUGUCGGUGUGUAUGUGCUUUUUAUUUACUUUUUUUUUCUGACAGAUCUGGAAGAAGUGUGUAUGCAAUUGUAUCAAAUAUUUUGGGAAAAAAAGACAUAAGUUAAGCUUGACUUUCAGCCUGCUGCCUUCAGAAUAAAAGCGUUCAUUACACUUGUCAGGACAGAAGAGUGCAUUUCAUGAUCAGGGAUUUCAGGUAAAAACAGUUUCAAAUCUUGAAACAAAAUCAGUGUAGAAACAUUAUAUCAAGGAAAUUCAGGAAAUAUGACAUCAGAAGUCUCUAUUGUGGUAGACAUGUUGCAGUAACACAGGUGAAACCAAUAUAAAAAAUAAUGGCUCAGUUCUCUGAAGGUGUGUAAAUAAACCAGCAGGAUGAAUACUAUGAGGGUGGGAGACACUGGAGACGACACAGCCAUUAUAGGUACUAUUUGUUACACUUGUGUUUAAGUCAACAUGUUCAUUGUGAUGAGGAAAUGUUAAAAUGUUGGAAAGAAUAGCAACUUUUUUUCAACAUAUGAAUUAAUCUCGAGAAAAAAAAUGUUACCAAAAUAUUCUAACAUCAGCCAAAAAGUCUAAUACCACAUGUUUUUCCACUCCAAAAAAACAAUUUAGAUAUUUAGGCUGUAUUUGAGUACACACAGUGUUGGUGUCUGAUUGUAGAGAGCUUGGUUUUUUUCCUCCUGUUUCCACACUGUUUGUCCAGGUCACGGACACGUUCCUUUAUCUCAGAGAAAAACACUUCUUCAGGAAAAUCUUAAAGCCUUAAACUAUGUCAUAACUACUUUGCACCAUGUUUACAGUUGAAUCAUUGUAUAGGUUUAUAUGCCCACCUGUGGGCUCAUGACAGAUACUCAUUAUGCAAUGCAGCACUUUUUUUCUUACAGUUGUGUUUGGCUGAAUAGUGUAACUGCUUGCACUGUUACUAUGCUUCUACGAGCGCGAGCACUGUGGAACUUUGCUAGUGUGUUGAGAACCAAUGGUUUAUAAAACUGCCUUUUUUGUCCAAGUGCUUCAGAGGGCGUGUUGAAAGAAACUGGCUAGUUGUUUUUUUAUUUGAUUUAUUUUUUAGUGUGUGCUUAGUCAUCCAGGCCAUCUCUCACUGUGGAAUUUGUGUUUGUUUUUGUUUGUUUUCUUCAAAGAAAAGUGCUGAAUUUGUGUUUCCACAUUGUUGUUUCUCUCCUCCACACUGAAGUCAAGGAAAAAAGUCGUCAUCCAUCUGUUGCACCAUCCACAUCGACAUUUCCACUGUUGAUCUCAUUUUUUUGUGGGAGCUGUUCUCUUUGAAAAUGUGUACACAUUUCUUCUUCAGAGUUUCAAUCUGUUUACGGUUUUGGGGUUGCUGCUGGCAGUAACCUUGAACGCUUGGACUGCUUAACAAAAGGGACACACUCUUGUUUUUUUUACUUCUUCAAAUGGACAUAUUCUCUCAUCACCUCUCAUGGAUGAGAGCAUCUUCUCACACUGACUCUAUCCGGGUCUAAAGCUAUAAAAUCACAAUAAGAACAUACCUCACUCAUUUUGUUUGCGGUGUCUGUACAGAAUCCAUCCAUACUGUCUCUCAGAAAUAUAAAGCCACUGAGCCUUGGAUUUCAGAAAUGUGUUUUUAAUCACCUUAGAUGGUCUGUUGUAUAUCCUUCCCUUCCUCAUGUCUGAAUAUGCAAGAUCACUACUACCUGUGUAGCAGAACUUCCUACUCCCUGCCUCCAUGAAAUCUGUUGCCAUUGGACA